Lipotes vexillifer (Yangtze River dolphin) is the source of this 435-nucleotide messenger RNA. It is a transcript of the gene MED9, whose product is annotated as mediator complex subunit 9. The transcript is spliced from 2 exons. Gene Ontology annotation, biological process: regulation of transcription by RNA polymerase II. Gene Ontology annotation, cellular component: mediator complex. The record is from RefSeq and is a predicted model, not a curated record. Bases 1 to 435 code for a protein of 144 amino acids. NCBI's taxonomy places the organism in Eukaryota, Metazoa, Chordata, Mammalia, Artiodactyla, Lipotidae. Gene Ontology annotation, molecular function: transcription coregulator activity.
AUGGCCUCUGUGGGGGUGUCUGUCGGCCGGCAGGCCGAGGAUGCGCUGCAGCCGCCCGCAGAGCCGCCGCCGCCCGAGACGAAGCCGCUGCCGCCUCCGCAGCCGCCGCCGCCGGUCUCCGCGCCGCAGCCGCAACCGCCGCCGAGGCCUCCGUCCCCGGCCGGCGUGAAGGCGGAGAACUGCUCCUUCCUCCCACUGGUUCACAGCGUCAUCAAAUGCAUGGACAAGGACAGCCCUGAUGUCCAGCAGGACCUGAAUGCCCUCAGGACCAAGUUCCAGGAGAUGCGCAAAGUGGUCGGCGCCAUGCCUGGCAUCCACCUGAGCCCCGAGCGGCAGCAGCAGCAGCUGCACCGCCUCCGCGAGCAGGUCCGGACCAAGAACGAGCUCCUGCAGAAGUACAAGAGCCUGUGCAUGUUCGAGAUCCCCAAGGAGUAG